This is a messenger RNA of Folsomia candida, 4051 nucleotides long. RefSeq lists its product as uncharacterized. The record is from RefSeq and is a predicted model, not a curated record. Gene Ontology annotation, biological process: positive regulation of transcription by RNA polymerase II. Gene Ontology annotation, cellular component: nucleus; cytoplasm. Lineage: Eukaryota; Metazoa; Arthropoda; Collembola; Entomobryomorpha; Isotomidae. Gene Ontology annotation, molecular function: DNA-binding transcription activator activity, RNA polymerase II-specific; RNA polymerase II transcription regulatory region sequence-specific DNA binding. The transcript has 10 exons. Bases 669 to 3782 code for a protein of 1037 amino acids.
UCAGUACCUUUUAAAUCUGCACGUCGACAACAUCCACAAGCAAAAUUUGUGUAGUAAGUAAAGCGACUCUACUUUCCUAAAGUGCAUGGAUGGAGGAAAUUCGUCGUGGUGCAGUUUUACAUUGACGAGACCGAUGUACACGGAUUAGACGUGGUUGGAAAUUGGUGCUGAUUGGAAAUCUUUUGUGUUUCUUCGCUAUACUUGCCAACUUUUUUCUGAUAUGAUUUGAUCAGUUUCGGUUUAAUUGUUAUGAAUUUUUGAGGAGUGAAAUUUUACAAUUUUUUGUUUGUGUAAUAAACGGUGUGAAAUUGGAAAAGUUUAUUUUUUAAUUUGAGAAUAUUCCUGGAAUUGGAUAUAAAUAUUUUAUAAGCAACGGUGAAACUUGAGAGAAGACGGGCGGAGAGUAAAAAAUCAACAAUUAAACCUUCUCAACCUUGUACCUUUCACACAACCGGAGUAUAAUAAAUCUCCCCACGAAGUCAUUAUCGGGAUUGAGGUGACACUGAAAUUGAGAUCAAACCAUUACAAUGACGUCGUCGACGCCACUGCCUCUUCUUCCUCCUCGACAACGUUUAAGAAAGUAGGAGUAAAAAGGAAACAAAAAUCAUUACACAUUCAAAUUCAACCCUGUCAAAAAAAGCCGACAGCUUUUUAACUUCAUCAUCGUCAUGAGAAUGGGGCCACUCUUCAUUAAUCAAGGCCGAGAUGAUGACACUGCCACCGCCACCAAAUCCCAGGGGCGGAGAAGAAAUAAACCUUCGUCUCAACUUCAAGCUCCAAGUUCAGGUGACAUCGGAAUAAGGAGUAGUACAAACUGUAAUGCCACUGUGCCUGCGCCCCCACUUUUCCAUCUUGUCGGUCAACAAGGACAAUCGUCCCAGACUACGAAAAAGAACACGAUGACCAUGUUAUCCAGUAAUUCGACCUCUUCCGCAGAUUCGGGCCACCCCUCGGGAAACUUUGAGGAACUUGUGACGCCAAAAAACUUAAAUAGUUGCCAAUCUCUUCCGCCACCACUGUUACGACAUCCGACCACUAUUUCCGGUGGGGGUGGUGGGGGGAGCAGUCUCCUUACGAAGUACUUGGUCCUUCUGCAAGACUGCGUUGCCAUAAAGUUUGUAGUGGUUGGGGGCUCGUCGGAUCACCAUGCGAGUAGCACAAAUGGGAACACGCUGAGACGAAGGAGUCGAAGUAGUUAUGUGUUUAAUGAAAGCCCAUUUUCCGAUGAGGAUGCCGACCUGUCAUUAUUAUCCAGUCGUGGUGACCCCGGAUCAUCAAAUAUUAUCCUUCCUGACCACGGAUCAGGAGUGCAGGGCGUUCAGUUGUACAAGAGCUUUAAAGAAGCCAACUUGAAAUGUUACUGGAACGCCACGUUGUGUGACGCCAUCCGUUCCUUGGAGUAUAAAGGGUGGUUGUUACCCUCGACCAUUUUAGUGGGCGGAGGUGGUCCCGAUGGUCUACAUCCGCAACGCUUAUCUGUCAUCAGGACGGCCUGGGGGAGAAAAAUGCUAAGAAAUCCGCCCGGGUAUCGGAUCGAGUUUAUUGGCGAAGUUGAAGAAAUUAUUGCUGAGCCAGUGUCACAGGGUCAAUUUGCACCAUUGUCAGAUUCCCUGUGUUGGGCAAUAUUGGAGCUAACUUCGUCAGGCCAAGAAGCCUUCGUGGAUUCGAUCCUUCUCGCCCUCGCGAACGCCUUCCCCCUCAUGUCCCUCCCCCCGAGGGAACUGGUUUACACCACUUUGGAAAGAUUGAUCCGGGACAGAAAAAUCUACCAGACUUCGCACGGCUACUUUAUCGUCAGCCCGGACACUUUUCGCUACAUGAGUGCCGGAGGGGACGGCCAAUCGCAACCCCAACAGCAAAUCAUCGGCUACAAUAGUAACGUUCCACCGUUGGAUGCGUUAACAGCGUCGUAUUACGAUGUCGAUAAAAUAUCGCAACACUCCUACUCUUCCGGUGGUGGUAAUGAUUCAAGAGAUGAUCUUCUACUUGAAAAUGAACAACGCGUCCUUCCCCUCAAGCGACACAAUUCGUUAAGAGUUAUCCGCCAACGGGAUCUUGACAUUCUAACACCAACCAUGGGAGCGAGAAGUUUGUCGUUCCGAUUGUCCAAGACGAGAUCGCUUCUCGUUCCUGAACCAAAUAGUCGACCUUAUUUCGAUGCAAUGAAUGACACGACAACAGCGUCAGCAAAAUUACCCGUGACGACCUCACCCACUAGUAAUCAUCCCAGCGAGACGGACAAAAACAGAGGAGACGAUGCAAAAUCAAAAAAACAAUCCUUCUUCCGCCGACUUUUCUCUUUUCGCCGUUCAACGCAGAAAAAAUGUUCAAAUAAUCCAAUUAAAUCGAACCCUGGGAAAAAUAACGCAGCCAAAAAACAACCUCCCUCAUCCUCCCCCGAAACUCCCUCCGUACUUCCUCCCACCCAGCAAACCACCGUGUCACUCGAACAGUUGCAACGAUCCCCCAAAAUUUAUGCGCAACUUCCCCCCAGAAAACAACUCUCCUCGUCAACCAGACCGGGCACGACGACCGACUUGAAGAAUCGUUCUUACGAAGACAUCCUCGAAGAUGAGAUCAUGUUGGCGACGUCAUCGUCCUAUUUUCGACGUCCUCAGGUCCCCAUGUCGAAAUGGAACUCGCUCCCGUCCUCUUCAUCUGGACGACGGAGUCGUCGCAGUAUUUUGAACGAUUCGCCAUUUUACGAUGUCCUCCAAUUCAACAAUGGUCAUCAACAGCAGCAGCCUUGUCCCAAUCCUCACCUGCGGAAUAACACUACAGGUCAUCAUCAACCUACUCAAAGCCGGACCUCGUCCAGCCUUGGGUAUGGGAGUUAUCAACGAGAAAGACCGAUAAGCAUGUACUCAUCAUCACCGUCUCAGCACCACCACCACCACGCCGGACCCCCUCCGACAGGACAGUCUUUCGACAAUUUCGCCAAAGAACAGAUGAUGCGACGAUCUUCCCUUCCUCGGAUUGAUUCCCCCUCUCCGAGCGUGUCUGCCAUAUACGCGUCGAUCAGUGGGGGUGGUGGUGGUCAAACUUUGGGUAAAAAUAACGCUGCCAAAAUCAUGCCCCCCCGGAGCAGAUCGGCCCCACGAAUUGCAUCCUCCAUCAUUUCCAGCCUCCCACCUCCCAUCCCACGACCCGCUGUCACUGUAAGACCGCAUCCCCACAAUAAAUAUCCGCCAUGGCGUCCCCGCUCCGCGUAUGAAUUGCUGGCUUAUCAGAAUCUACAAAAUUCUGCAAAGAAAUUUAAUCCCUCUUCCCGAAAACUGAUACACGGAAACGGUAAUAACGAGCCGGAGACAAAGCUUAAAAUAGCGAGCAGUACAGAUUCGUCGUCACAACGUCAUGAAAAUUCUGGCGCAGCAGAGAUGAGUGCAACUUCUUCGACCACGAUCAAAUCCAGGACAGAGCUUCAACUCCAAUUUCCCAUGGGAAGAAUGGUCUUCAACAACAAAAUGGGUGGUGGUCGACGUGGUGGUUAUAAAAUAGGGGCGAAAAACGACCCUGGCACGACGACUACGCCCGGAAGAAUUGUGACUACCGUGCAAUUCGACACGAAUCAAGAUGGCGUCACCACCACCACCACGACGGCGUCGAGUGGAAAAAAUGGGGGCGGUGAUGACCCCACUACUGUUGACGUUGGGGAGGAUAAAAUAGUAACAAAUUGUAUUAAUAAUGACACGACCACGAUGCAUGAUAAGCUCCACCACUUAUCUUCAUCCCCUUCACCAAACACGUCCUCGACGGAUGAGGGAGUCGAUAUUGCCAAUUAAGUAACGCAUAUGUAACAGUGUUACGAAACGUGGAAUUUAUAAAUAUUGAUGGUUUUUAGUUCGUGUUAUCGAAUAGUUGUGUAGUUGUUGAUUGAUGGAUAACGUACUUGUGUGUUAUCAUUAAUUACACUUAUCUUAACAAAAUGCCAAAAGCCUGCGUUGUUAUGUAGGCUUAUGAUUGAGUGAGUAUUAUUAAUUGUCGUGCGAGAGGAGUGGAUCAGACCAGGAAUUUAUGUAACAAAUAAAUAAAUGAGACCUUGCAAUUUCAA